AUUCAUCAAAAACAUCAAAAAUGGAAAAUCCGAUGGAGACUUCGAUGCAAGAAUCCGAGCUGGAAUCGAUAGAAUGCUUUCAAAACUACACCGCGGCGGAGGUUUUCGUGCAAGGACUUGCGGGUCUCGUUAAUUUUUCCGAUUCCGAGGUCAUGAUACGAGCUCAGAAACAAAUGCUCCAACGCUUUGAAAAAACCAACGAAAUGCUCGUGAAUUGCAACGCCUUGAGCUCAUCGAGACUAAAACUCGCCCAAGAUGAAUACAAAAAAAUGACAAAGUUACUGCUCGAGAUGAAAAAGGACUUGGAUUACAUUUUCAAGAAGGUCCGAAUCAUCAAGGGGAAGCUCAACACGCAAUAUCCAACAGCUUUCACACUUGCCGAAGCGAAAUUUAAAGCAACGCAAGUCCUAGACGAGAACGAAGAGGACGAGGAAAUUCUCGGAGUGCAAAUAACGGAGGAAGGAACGGAAGCAAAACCCGAAAAACCAUCAGAAAUUCAAUAUGUGACAUUAGAAAGUAACAAAACCGACUCUAGCGAAUAAGAAAAAAAAAUGAAUUAAAAUUAAAAAGAUCUCAAUCAUUCCUCUAGUCGUUAUUUUUUUCAAUAAAUCUCGAAAAUUCCUUUUUUUAACAUAUUUUUCGAUUUUAUUUAAGUUUUUUUUUUGUAAUUUUUUUAAUAAUUUUUUGACAAUACUAGACUCGCCUCGUUAAUUAUCCUUUAUUUUUUACACUAAGUCAAGCAUUGGAGCGGGAAAAAUUUGUU
This is a messenger RNA of Culicoides brevitarsis, 763 nucleotides long. Its product is annotated as kxDL motif-containing protein CG10681. Lineage: Eukaryota; Metazoa; Arthropoda; Insecta; Diptera; Ceratopogonidae. Gene Ontology annotation, cellular component: BORC complex. The record is from RefSeq and is a predicted model, not a curated record. Gene Ontology annotation, biological process: lysosome localization. The transcript has 2 exons. The coding region runs from base 21 to 542 and encodes 173 amino acids.